Contarinia nasturtii (swede midge) is the source of this 3444-nucleotide messenger RNA. It is a transcript of the gene Tsc1, whose product is annotated as hamartin. Bases 145 to 3051 code for a protein of 968 amino acids. NCBI's taxonomy places the organism in Eukaryota, Metazoa, Arthropoda, Insecta, Diptera, Cecidomyiidae. Gene Ontology annotation, cellular component: TSC1-TSC2 complex. Gene Ontology annotation, biological process: regulation of cell cycle; negative regulation of TOR signaling; negative regulation of cell population proliferation. The record is from RefSeq and is a predicted model, not a curated record. The transcript has 4 exons.
GAAUUAGUUUUUUUUUUAUUGUGUGCAGUAUUGAAUUCUGUGUGCUCUUUGUGAUCGUAUUUUUUGUGUGGAAAAGUUUUUCGUCAAACAUUUUGGACACGGACAAAUGAAAAUCAUUCAAACUGUAGCGAAAUAUCGAAUAAAAUGAGCGAGCUGUUUAAAAAUCUCGAAUCAAAUAAUCCAACGCUGGUGGAAGAGUCAAAAAAUGAGCUCAUCAAAUCGCUUGGCCAAAUAAAAGAGAAUUGGCUGGUCUACGGUAUGAUGGAAUAUUUUGCCACGCAAAAUUCAAGUAAAAUUGUUGAAAUUUUAGUCAAAGUACCACUAUCACAUGACACAUACAUCUUUGACAAACUAUCCGAAUGGAUAAAUACCAGCGAAAAGCGAAUUCAGGCAUUCAAGUUAUUUUCAUCAAUUGUACAAAAGCAUCCAUCGUGGCUAUACAGAGUGGUCCAUCACCGGCUAUUUCGUGAAAUGUUAAACAUUAUUAAAUCCGAACGAAAUAUAAACACAACGCUGCACGGUAUAUUCUGUAUUGUAAUAUUGUUGCCGUUGAUUCCAGCCUUGAUGAACGAUUACCUGCAAGAUUUGUUUACAAUAUUUUUGCUAUUGGCCAGAUGGAAGGCAAAUAAUAAUCCCGAAUUGAUUGGAAAUCAACCGGUUUAUCUACAAAAUGGCAUUGAGAGGCUAUUUCAACGGCUGUACGGCAUGUAUCCGUGUAAUUUUUGGGCAUAUUUACGUGAUCACAUGAAUGAAAAUACGAUGAAAGUGAUUGAACCAUUAAUUAAAAAUACACGAGUUCAUCCGAUGCUAUUGUUUUCAAAUGUUGAACUGGAGAAAAAUCAAGCGCGAUGGAAAGAGAUGGAACCACACGAUAUUGUACAGGAAUGCGAGAAAUUCGCUUUGGAUAUUUCGGUAAGAGGUCAAGAAUGCGAUCAAGAGCACAACGAAACACCAUGGUAUGGCCGAGUGGCGGUGCCCAAUCAAAUUCUAGCCAACGACCGAUUUAAACACACAUUUGCACCGAUUCAAUCAAUGACUGACACAAAAAAGGUACGCAAUUUGAAUAAAUGGGAUAAUAUUUGGUCGCCAAGCAGUGCAGUUUUGGCAACACCACCACCAACAAAUACAAUGGCCAUUACACAUACACCAACACCGAAUAUGUCGCAAAAUUAUAACAUUCAAUCGAUACCGGGCAGCGUGCAGUAUACGAGCAGUGGCGCAUCACCGCCAGAAGCGGCGGUUGAAGCCACACCGGAGACAACACCAUUAAGAGAUUUUACAAAGCCACAUCGACCAUUUCCAGUCAAUUCAAAUGCAGCACGUACGAUAUGGGGUAAUUCAUCGCAACCAUCAUCACCGUUAAAACGAGACGAUCAUUUUCGAUUUGAUUGCGUUACGACGACAACAAGCGAAAAAUUUCUGAAAAUGAUGAUUGAUCGAAAUGAAGAAAAGCAUCGGUCAACCGUACAAACAUACAAUGAUAUUGAAAUUCAGAAUCCGUUGAGCGACCAUAACGAUGUCGAUUCAAGCAAAGAAGACGAAGAAGUGACCGAAAUAAAUAAACUUAAAAUGAGUAAAAUGACUGAAAGCCAACCAAAUGCCGAUAAAGAUAUUCGUGAUCGAUCAAAUUUAAUGAAAUGCCAUGAAACGAAAAGUAUGGAAGAGAAUUUUGGUCAAGGGAACGAUGAAUUUACAUUGAAUUUUUAUGAUUUUGAUCAAAAGUCAAAGAAAUUGUCGAAGAAUACGGCGAAUGAACGGGAGACAAAGACUGCUGUUGGCGACCAACAAGUAGAAAAUAGUGGCAGUGGUGAUCGAACCACACAAGAAACACAAACCGAUAUUACGAUGCCGAUAGCAUCAGGCGGUCUAUUGGAUCAAUAUGUGGAAACAACAAUAAAACGUCAUGCGACCCAUGAGCCAAACACUCGUGCCGACAUGGAAUUGCAAUUGCUCUAUUUGCAAUUGCAAUACGAACGAUAUCGACGUGAAGUCUAUGCGGGACGAAAUCGGCGAUUAUUAGGCCGUAGUCGUGACAAUGCAAUACUUAAAACGGAAGUCGAAAAGUUACGGUCUCAAUUGGAAAAUUUAUCGCGUGAGCACAGUGCAUUGAUAAAAAAUAUGAACGAAGCAAAAUUGAUACAAAAUUCAACCGAACACAAAUUGUCCACCGAAUGUAUUGCAUUGCGCGAAGAAUUACAAGUGAAUUUCGAGCAAAAAAUGAAAUUACAGCAAAAUAUUAAAUCGUGGGAUCGUCAAUUGGCCGAAGAAAUUGAAGAGAAAAAUAAAUAUGCGGGUAUGGUUGAAACGGCACGGGCUGAAAUAUUUGAUUUAAAGAAUUUACUGCGAGAAUGUCAAUACCAAGCCGAUGUUGGUGCCAAAUACAAAGAGGAACUACAACGAUUACAGUCGCGUGAAGUGCUUAUGGGCGAAAUGAAAUUAAAAUGUGGUGAAAAAUUAAUUGAAUUGGAAAAUUUGCGUGGACGCGAAAAUGAAAUCAAUAACAUCAAAAGUGCAUGCAUGGAUGAAGUUAAAGAGUUGAAAUCGGAACUGGCGAUUAAAUCAUCGCAAUUGGACGCAACGAAAGAGCGUGUACAAAGCUGUGAAUCACAAUUGUCGCAACAGAAAAGUGUGAUUUCCGAACUAAAACGUUCCGUUAAAACAACGAAAGAGGAAUAUGAGGAGAAAUUGAAAGCAGUCGAAGCAAAAUAUGCCGCACAAAAGGCUAUCAUUUUUCGAAUGGAAGAAUCACUGCUGGAUCCCAGCAAACUUCGAUCGAAUGUUACCUCCGAACCAGAUAAGACAGACACCGUCGGUUCAUUAGAUCAUGCAUCACCUCUGUCUAUGUCAUUGGCAUCGAGCGAAGGCAUGUCAUGGAGCUUGCGAUCUGUGAAUGAAAUAAAAAAUCUAUCACAUCUUCUUGACAACAAUUCGUCAGCAGUAUUUUCACCAUCCAGCCUUAAUGGAGGAGAAAUGUCUUCCAGUAGUCGUGCACAAGUGUCAGAUGAUAUUCCCGUACCGAGUUCAAGUCACUCACAAUUCUUUCCAUCAUAAUUAUUCCUUCUGUUCACAGCGAAACAAAUAAUCCGGUCUCUCUGUAGAAGAAGGAAGAAAGAUAGAGAGAGAGAGAAGGAGAGAGAGAGAGAGAAGGAGAGAGAGAGAGAAGAGUACAAUGUUCACUGUUUCAUUCUGCUGCUGCUACACCUACAAAAAGGGAAUCUCGCCCAUAAAGUAGAUAGAUUGCGAAAUAAAUCCCAUAUUAAAUUAUAAUUGCAUAAAAAUAUUCUGUUAAAAAAAUAAAUGGCUUGAAGCAUGCUUCGGAUUAAUAGAGAAAAACAAUAUAGUUAAUAUACAUUUAAUCUAAGAAGAUAUGCACACAAUUUUUAAUACAAAUGAAAUUCAAAUCGGCUGUAUAAAAUAAAAAUGCCGUUUAUAUUUUGGAAGCAA